Messenger RNA from Ustilaginoidea virens, 558 nucleotides. RefSeq lists its product as uncharacterized. The coding region runs from base 1 to 558 and encodes 185 amino acids. The record is from RefSeq and is a predicted model, not a curated record. Lineage: Eukaryota; Fungi; Ascomycota; Sordariomycetes; Hypocreales; Clavicipitaceae. The transcript has 2 exons.
AUGCGGCGCCCUUCUGCAGUAUUCUCGGGAACGAGGUUCCUUGCCUUUUUCGUGGCCCUCUUCGCCUUGGCUGGGCAUGUCUGCGGGUCCGAUGGAUCCGACGCCAUCUUCCGUCUCGAUAAACGCGUCAUCAUGGGUUGGAAGCAGCAGUGCGUCAACCCGCCGAGGGCGCGGCGACCGGAAUUCGUCCCCCACGAGCUGCUGGGUCCCCGGCCCCAGUGGAGAUUUGAAUACUGGGAGCAGAUUAACGGAAUAAUAGAAUUCGCCUCCGACUUGACAGGUCGUUACUUCACCGACAACUCCAGAGAGUACCGGAUCGAGCAGGAGAUCUUGGAAAAUGGCAACGUCCGGCAUACGUAUACCUAUUUGGGAAGCGACACGACACAAAACCACGUUCUUACGCCCGAUGUCCGCCUACUACCGGCGGAUGGUACGCCUCGUCCCGGCCGCAUUAUACUCCGCGGCCAUCAGCCCGUCACCCUGACUUGGCAGAAACCGCACAUAUACACUCUCUGGCUCAAAUUCAGAGUCAGGAGCCCGGAGCCAGCGACUCCUUAG